CCCCUCCCCCUGACACCAGAGGAGGCAGAGGCGCUCCUUCGUCCCGGCCCAAACCCCACUCACAAAGCCCGACAUUACAUCUGUCAGACAGGAGACCUGCAUGGACAAAACCGGAACUAAUACCCAUGUGUUCGUGCGUUUCACUGCGAUGAGGGAUUCCAGAGGCUUAACGCACCUCCAAUUACGCGAGAAGGAGCUAUUUGGCUCAAUUAUUUGUUAGAGAAAGAGUGCAGGGAAAGGAGGAGUGCAUGUUACUCCGUGGGCUUCAUUUCCUCGGAGCUGCAGAGCAGGAGCUGGAUGACAUGAUGCUGCAGAGUCCGCUCACCUCCACGCCGUUUUCCGUCAAGGAUAUCCUGAAAAUGGAGCAGCAGCAGCAGCAGCAGCAGGCCGGGUCUCUGGAGCUCCAGCACCGGGUACAAACACAGCAGUUACCCGGUUCUCCUCCCCAGCAGCAGCACUUCCAAACCCCACCGUCCUGCAUGCUCGCAGCGGCCCGGGAAAGUCCUUCGUUUUCGGACGGAGAGGACAACCUGGCGUACCUGAGCGCGCUGGCGGUGCGUGGAGAGGAGGACCGCGGGGACACCAGCCUCUCCCCGGACAUGUACGGGCACCCCGGCCUGCAGGGAGCCAAGCUGGAGGCCAACGAGCUGGAGAAGCAUGAGAGCAAGAGCUGCGGUCUGGUGUCCCGGCAGGAGGCCUCGGAGGGCGGGCAGGCUGACUGUGAUCGGCCUGCGCAGAAGCAGCGGAGCCGGCGGAGGCCCCGCGUGCUCUUCUCCCAGGCGCAGGUCUUCGAGCUCGAGCGUCGCUUCAAGCUGCAGCGAUACCUGUCCGCCCCGGAGCGAGAGCACCUGGCGUCCAGCCUCAAACUCACCUCCAACCAGGUGAAGAUCUGGUUCCAGAACCGCCGAUACAAGUGCAAGAGGCAGCGGCAGGACAAGUCUCUGGAGGCGGCGGGGCAGCACCACCCUCCGCCGCCGAGACGCGUGGCUGUGCCGGUGUUAGUCCGGGAUGGGAAGCCUUGUUUGGGGGGAGGGCAGACGUACUCCGGUGCUCCGUAUGGAUCCAACCCGUAUACCUAUAACGGAUACCCGGCGUAUACUUACAAUAACCCCGCUUAUAACAGCAACUACAGCUGCACAUACACCAGCAUCCCCUCCCUGCCCCCCUCCAGCACCUCCAGCGCCUUCAUGAACAUGAACUUGGGAAAUGUGAGCAGCCUCGGAGGAUCAACACAGGCCCAAACUCACCAAGGGACAUCGGUCGCAUCCUGCCAGGGCUCCCUGCAGGGGAUCCGGGCCUGGUAGCCUCACCAGAACCCGGGCCUGGUAGCCUCACCAGAACCCGAGCCUGGUAGCCUCACCAUGAACCCGAGCCUGGUAGCCUCACCAGAACCCGGGCCUGGUAGCCUCACCAGAACCCGGGCCUGGUAGCCUCACCAGAACCCGGGCCUGGUAGCCUCACCAGAACACUGUAUUUCUUUUUAUAAAUGGAGCUCUUUUAUUUUGGUCAACACAGGCUUUUAGAAGUGUGUUCAUUUGAUCAGAACUCCUCCGAAAUUAGUAUUUUAUAUUUUAUAUAUAAAGGAUGGGAGUUUGGAUUCCUGGUAGCCUUACCAGACCAGAACUGUUUCUUUUGUUGGAGCUCUUGCAAUUUGGUUCAACCCACACGCUUUUAGAAGUGUGUUAACUUGGUCCAAACUUGGUCAGAAAAUAGUAUUUUAUAUAUAAAGGAUGUGAGUUUGGAUUCUUGUGUCAGAUGACAUUCACUCAUAUUUCCGUCUAGGCGUCAGAGUGGCACCUAAACUGACAAACGCUUGGGUUCAAGUUGAUGUCUUUUUUUCAAUUAUUAUUAGUGCUCUAUUUUGGCACUUGGACUGAAGCACAGGGGGACAUUACGCACAAGAUUUGCGCAUUUCUCCUUAUUUGAACAAAAAAGAUGGUUCAUAUUUUUCAUGUAUGUUUUUAAAAUGGUAUAUAUUUGUAAUCUAUGGAGAGAUGAAAUUGCUUUAAGUGUUGUGGUUUUUGGUUAAAAGGAGAACUGUUUCAGUCUAUUUCACAUUUAUUCAAAUAAAUCUGAGACAUGAGAA
Molecule: messenger RNA, 2086 nt
Organism: Gymnodraco acuticeps
Lineage: Eukaryota; Metazoa; Chordata; Actinopteri; Perciformes; Bathydraconidae
Product: homeobox protein Nkx-2.3-like
Exons: 2
Coding region: 249-1304 (351 amino acids)
Biological process (GO): regulation of transcription by RNA polymerase II; cell differentiation
Cellular component (GO): nucleus
Molecular function (GO): DNA-binding transcription factor activity, RNA polymerase II-specific; RNA polymerase II cis-regulatory region sequence-specific DNA binding
Source: RefSeq, a predicted model, not a curated record